GAUAGUCCGACACCACUAAUUCGAUUGUUUUGUUUGUGUUUUUGGAUCUGACAUUUUGAUUCCAACAUUUUUCAAUUUUUGAUAUAAUUUUUUUAUAUUAUGCAGUUGAAGUUACGUUGAGUUCAUCCUAAAACGUAAUUACUCAGUGGAAAUAUAUUAUUAUAUUCCUUUGAAAAUGGUCAUUCUACAGUUGGAAGAACAGCCAGCAAUAAUUCAGGCUAUAUUUGCUGGAGUUAUAGAUCCAGAUGUAAGGGAACUUAUCGAGUUCAAACAAGAUGUCAACUGCUUAGAUUGCGAAAAGCGAAGUCCAUUGCACGCGGCAGCUUUCAAAGGCGAUCCGACGAUUUCCGCUUUGUUGCUGCGGAACGGCGCCAGAGUGAACGCCAAGGACAGCAAAUGGGUGACGCCAUUACACAGGGCGUGCUCGGUGGGAGCGGACGAGGUCGUAUCUUUGUUGCUGGGCCACGACGCAGACGUGAACGCCAGAGACAGGCUGUGGCAGACGCCGCUCCACGUCGCCGCCGCCGCCAACGCCACAGAGGACGCCGUCCGGUGCGUCGCGAUGCUGCUCGACCGGGCACCUAACGUCAACGUCGCUGACAGAUCGGGCAGAACGGCCCUGCAUCAUGCCGCCUAUAACGGGCAUACCAGGGUGGCAGAAUUGCUGAUCUCUCGAGGGUGUAUGGUGGAUGCUUGCGACAAAAAGGACUACAGACCGCUCCAUUGUGCCGUCCAAAUGGGACACGCAGACACCGUCGAACUUUUGUUGAGGUACGGAGCCGACAUCAAUGCCAAAGACAGGAAUCAAUACACGCCGUUACAUGUUGCCGCUGCCACCGGAAUAGACUCGGUGACAAGGUCCCUCCUCACCGCCUGCCCUCUCAUCGACCCUCCCAACGUCUACGGCAACACGCCCCUCCACAUCGCCUGCCUCAACGGCCACCUCUCGGUCUGUCACGCCCUGGUGUCCGCCGGCGCCCAUCUCGAGGCGUCGAAUUUUCGCGGGCAGACGCCGCUGCACGUUGCGGCAGCCGGCGCCCACGGCGUCGAAUGUUUGGCUUUUUUGUUGAGAAGGAAAGUGGAUGUUAACGUACAAAGUGAGGAUGGGAGGACCCCGCUGCAUAUGACGGCGAUACACGGGAGGUUUACUAGGAGCAAGACCUUGGUUGAUAAUGGUGCUCUUAUUGACUGUGCUGAUAAAAAUGGAUGCACACCUUUACAUAUUGCUGCGCAAUAUGGACACGAUCUACUAGCCAAUACUUUUUUGAGUUAUGGCGCGAAUCCUACCAGAAAAGGAUACGAGGGUAGGACACCCCUUCACAUGUGCUGCCUUUCCGGUUAUGUGGAAUGUGCCAGGAAAUUCGUUCAAGCCGGUGUCGAUUUGAACGAAGUAGACGAUAAUGGCAAAACGCCGACACAUUGUGCUGCGUACAAAGGUUCUUAUGAAUGUCUCGACUUGCUAGUCAGCAACGGGGCGAAUUUCAAAACUACGGACAACCUUCAACGUCUUCCCAUCCACUAUGCCGCCUCUCAAGGUCACUACCAAUGUGUCUUCACUCUGGUGGGAAUUGGAAGUCCUGUCAAUGCGAUUGACAGCGACGGAUGCGCUCCUAUUCAUUUGGCUAGCGCUUUCGAUCUGGAAGGAAAGUGUGUGGAGUACCUGUUGAAUCAUAAGGCUGAUACUUAUUUGAAGGACAACAGAGGGUAUACUCCUCUGCACUAUGCGAUAGCAGGCGGCAAUGUCAAUUGCGUAUCGAUGUUAUUGAGCAACGAACAGAAGUCGAAGGUACAAAAAGGCCGUGAAUCGGAAGAGAUCAAGAGGAUAAUCAAUCAGUGUUCUGUCGAUGUCACGCCUUUACAUCUAGCGGCGAAACUCGGCAACAUGGAGAUCUUGAGGAUGAUAAUGCGCCAUUGCGACGACGUCGACGUCAGGACCAAUCAGGGCCUGACGCCGCUGAUAUUGGCCGCCAGGGAGGGUCACGUGCAAGCCGUCCAUUUCCUACUGCGCUUCGGCGCCAAAGUAGGCGUGGCCGACGCCGUAGAUGCCAUGACGCCGGUGCAUUACAGCGCCAAAAACGGCCAUUCGCAAUGCUUGAUUUUGUUGUUGCACAACAGCGAGGAUCAGAAUGUCGUCAAUAUGCUUGACAGACAACAUCGAACUGCGUUAAUGUUAGCAGUUUCUGGUAACCAUAUUGAGUGUGUUCAGACACUGUUGAAGUGCGGUGCAGAUCCUAAUAUCGUCGAUACUGAUGAACAUUCGUGUUUGUUUAGGGCGGUCGUCAACGGCCAAGACAACGUCGUGCAACUGUUGCUGUCGAGCGCCGCGCAAGCGCAACGGACGGACGUGAACGGCAAGACGGUGCUCCAUCUGGCGGCGGCGUGCGGGCACUUGGCGUGCGCGCGCACCGUCCUUGGCUACAUGACGGCAGAAGAAGCCAGGGCCGAGGACAAGCAGCAAUGCACAGCGUUGCACUGGGCUUGCUAUCACGGUUAUGCGAAUUGUGUCGAAUACUUGUUGGAGAAGAAGAUUUUCGAAGAAAUGAAAGGAAAUUCCUUCUCACCUGUACAUUGUGCUACAUUUUCAGGUUCGGAAAAGUGCCUCGACCUGCUCGUCGCCAGCUACGGCGAUGCGAUAGUCGCUUUGCAGGACGGCCGCCAGAGGACGCCGCUGCACAUCGCCGCCCUGCAUGGCCACCGCGCAUGCGCCGAGUACCUCGUGUCGCGAGGGGCGGCCGUGCACGAGCGCGACGACGAGGGACGCACCGCCCUGGUGGCCGCCGCCCAAUACGGACAAUCGCCAACCGUCGAGUUGUUGCUGAGCUGUAACGCCGAUCUGACUUCUCGCGACAAACUCGGCAACACCGCCUUGCAUUGGGCUUGCCUGAAAAGGCACAGCCAAACUGCCUUAUUAAUAUUAGAAGAUUCUCGAGGAGCAGAUAUCGUCAAUAUCACUAAUAAUGAUAUGAAAACUCCUCUUCAUAUUUCGGCCAGAAACGGCUUGGUGCACGUGACCCAAGAGUUGCUCAAAAAAGAGGCCUCGAUAUCGGCCGUGGAUAACGAAGGUUUGACGCCUGCGCUCUCGUGCGCUCCCAACAACAACGUGGCGCAAUGUUUGGCCCUGAUAUUGCAAUCGCUGCCACGGUUCAUGGAAUCGAAUGCUUCGACGAACGAGUUGCAGAUGUCACAGUCGACAGCGAAAGAAACGAUUAAUUUAGCUUUAAGUUUGACAGUGUCGGAUUUAUCCAGUCUGAACGAUGUCAAAUCAAACUAUUCUAGUGAUAACGAAUUUUAUUGAUAUUUGAGGCUGAUUUAUAGAUUAGAUAAAUGAACGAAUUGAGGUAAAUUGAGGUAAAUAUAAGCCCUAGAAAAAGUUUUAUUUAAUAACAUCAUCUAAGGUGUCCUCAAAUGAGGACAGUCUAUUAAUCAGGUUGGCUACGAAAGUUUCAAAGGUCAAAUAUGUGAGUGAAAUGGCACCCCUGUCAGAAUGAUUCUAUUUCUCUCAGAUCAUAAACCGUUGAACUGUUAAUUAUUGAAAGUAGGGGUAAAAAAACUUCUCGGACCCUAAUUUUCUCAGACAAAAGACGAUGAUGUAUUCGACAAACGGCACUCAGUUUCACUGUAAUAGACAAGAACACAAAUGAGUGAAUGAUAAGAGCUAACAUUUUUAGUCUCACAAGUUGGCGCUAGUAAAAUGUGAGGUCAAUGGUAAAGUAAAAAAUCCCAAAAAUUUGUCUGGCUGUGGCCUGUUUAAUCGAAAAUUUUCGGAAAAAAUUAUGUGGCCCUUUUGAACAAAUAGAAAUUCUUAAAUUAUGGAACGACUUAAGCGGACUUGUGUUUUUUACUCUCAAUGGGGAACUCUACGACUAAUUCCUACAUUGACGAAGAAGAAGAUAUCGUAGAGAGAGGCCAAAUGACACGAAGAGAAGAAGUAUAUUCAUCAGUUCUGCCAACUUUGACCUCAAGUUUCAGUGGCAAAAUGAGGUGAACAAUAUAUAAUGUUGAUCCUCAUUCAGUUUGAAUGUGCAUAUAACUGACAUAUUAUUAUGGUUGUAACAUGAUGGGCCUUUCCAGCCAUUUAAAAAAAAAUAUAUCUCGAAAUAAAUGGCUCUGAAAUACCUUAAUAUU
Messenger RNA from Phaedon cochleariae (mustard beetle), 4125 nucleotides. Lineage: Eukaryota; Metazoa; Arthropoda; Insecta; Coleoptera; Chrysomelidae. The record is from the annotation of a GenBank genome assembly.